Molecule: messenger RNA, 656 nt
Organism: Colossoma macropomum (tambaqui)
Lineage: Eukaryota; Metazoa; Chordata; Actinopteri; Characiformes; Serrasalmidae
Gene: mylpfb
Product: myosin light chain, phosphorylatable, fast skeletal muscle b
Exons: 6
Coding region: 130-642 (170 amino acids)
Biological process (GO): skeletal muscle tissue development
Cellular component (GO): cytoplasm
Molecular function (GO): calcium ion binding
Source: RefSeq, a predicted model, not a curated record
GCUAUAGUUAGACCACCCGAGCUAGUAUAUAAGGCCCCAUAGGAUCAGCAUUUACAUGUCAGUCACACCGACUUGGCGAAGGCUUCUCCUCUCUUGACCAAUCCCCAAAACUCCACAUAACCUUGAGAGAUGGCACCCAAGAAGGCCAAGAGGAGGCAGGCAGCAGAGGGCGGUAGCUCCAACGUGUUCUCCAUGUUUGAGCAGAGCCAGAUCCAGGAGUACAAGGAGGCCUUCACAAUCAUUGACCAGAACAGGGACGGUAUCAUCAGCAAGGAUGAUCUGAGGGACGUGCUGGCCUCCAUGGGCCAACUGAACGUGAAGAAUGAGGAGCUGGAGGCCAUGGUCAAGGAGGCCAGCGGCCCAAUCAACUUCACCGUCUUCCUCACCAUGUUCGGCGAGAAGCUGAAGGGUGCUGACCCCGAGGACGUCAUCCUGAGCGCUUUCAAGGUCCUGGACCCUGAGGGUACCGGCACAAUCAAGAAGGAAUUCAUUGAGGAGCUGCUGACCACCCAGUGCGACAGAUUCUCAGCUGAGGAGAUGAAAAACCUGUGGGCUGCCUUCCCCCCAGAUGUGGCUGGCAAUGUGGACUACAAGAACAUCUGCUACGUCAUCACACACGGAGAGGAGAAGGAAGAGGAGUAAAACCCCUUCCGUCG